Messenger RNA from Procambarus clarkii (red swamp crayfish), 2026 nucleotides. Lineage: Eukaryota; Metazoa; Arthropoda; Malacostraca; Decapoda; Cambaridae. The record is from RefSeq and is a predicted model, not a curated record.
GGCUGGAGGGGGAGAGGGGCCGGCGUGGAGGGCCCCCCAGGUCUUGAGGGAGGGAGGCCACCCUAGGGAUGGAGGGGAUGUAAACACAAGCAGCUCCCUGGACCAUGUGGACACAAGACAACACUCCCGAAAUAAUGCUGGAAGCAGAAACCAUUCAAGAUGAAAACAAAUUUGAGGAAAACGUUAAAAAGAAAAGAUCAAGGCGGAGGAGACGAGGAAGGAACCCGGCAGAAGAUUCUACAUCUGGACCCAGCACUCUUCAGCCCACUGCUACAGAUGUGAAGAGUGAAUUACCCUUACAAAAUGAAGAAGAAAACAAAUUAGAAGGACAUGUUAAAAAGAAAAGAUCGAGGAGGAGGAGAAGAGGAAAGUACCCGACAGAGGAUUCUACAACACCAGGACCCGCUCAAGAUCAAAGUAUCAUUAGCGUUGAGGGAAAUAAAGAUGGUUGCUUGACUGAGAUAUCUGCGUCAAGUAACACUGAUGGCAUUAGUGCAGUGAGUUCUGCAAUAAAUACUAAUGAUGAAAACAGUAUAGUGAAGUCUAGUAACACCGAAAAGAAAAAGAGAAGAAGGAAUAGAAGGAAAAGACCUAUGAGCUCUCAGGGCGGAGGAGAUAAUGAGUUGGCACUUGAGAAUGUAGGAAGUUCACAAUUGGUUAAUGAAGGCAACUUAAAUGUUGAAGGUAUUGGCAAUGGUAAAAUUGAGGUAAAAGAUUUUGAUGACAUAGAUGGAAAUAGUGGAGCAGGCUGUGCUUCAGUAGCUACUGAUGCAGGAGAACAAAGUUUAGUUAUGUCUAGUAGCACAGAAAGGAAAAAAAGGAGGAGGAGGAAUAAAAGAAGAAGGGCUUCAGCUUCCCAGGGCAAUGGAGAAGUUGAAACACAAUCUACAAAUGAUGUUAAUUCAAAUAUGACUAAUUUGGAUGGUGUGAAUGCUACACAUGAUACCAGUUUGAAUAUCAAUAAUUUUGAUGGUAUACAGUCGAUAAAUGUCGUAAAUUCCACAAUGAUUAAUAUGGAUGGUAUGCAGAAUGUAGGUGCAAUUAAUAGUGAAUGUAACUUAAAUGUGAGCACUGCGGAUGGUAUGGAAGUGCAGGAGAGGAGACGGGCCAAGAGGAGGAACAGAAAGCGCAAUAAAAAAAGAGCAUCCACUACUGAAGGUGAUGAUGUUGCUCAGAUGUCAGAGACGGUAGCCAGUAUUGAGCCUACUAUUGUCAGUGAUCAACCUGCAAAAAAAAGGAGAAGAAAGAGAAAGAGAAAUAAUUCAGUGCCUGUGGAUAUGGCAGAAGCCGCAAAUGUCACAAACGAAGAAAAUGCAGAAAUUAGUGAUGGUAAUAUGAAGAAAAUAAAACUAUCUCCAAAUGAUGAUGUAUUACCCACUGAGGAAAAUAUUGGAGGAUCUGUUUCAAGUCAGCAAAAGAAAAACAAAAGAAAUAGGAAUAGAAGGAGAAGAGCCAAAAAGGAUUUUAAAGAUAAACAAGAUAAUAAUGCAGAGUCGAUUAUUGACUCGCAGGAAAAUGGAGAUGGAAUUCUUAAGGCUGCUGACAGUGAUCUAAAAGAUGGAGAAGAAACUAGUGGUAAGUUUAAUACUGAGGGGGAUAUGGAUGAUACUAAAGAUGAAUGUUGUACCACUCAACCUUUGCAGCAGGCUAAUAAUAACCAGACAAAUAAAAGGAAGAGAAAAAGAAACAGAAGGAGAAAGGGGAAGCAGAGUGUGGUGGAGAGUGAGAGUGAUGCACAGACACCAGGUGUAACACACACGGGCGAGACUCCACACAAUGGUACAGAGUCGGCUCACCUCUCGGAGGAGGGUAUUUCCCGAGUAUUUGAUGAAGAGUUUGAUAGUCCAGCUGUUAAGAAAAUGAGGAAAGAUGACCAGAUAAGCACAAGCAUUAUAAAUGGAAGUGCGGCCCCUGCUACUGUGGAACUUGCAGCAGUGUAUGCCGAUGAAGAAUAUAAAAAUAAAAUAAAGAAACAUUGGAGUGAAGGCAAAGGACAGUUUUGUGAAGGUAAAUACUAGUAUAGUAU